GAAAAGGGUACUUUUGAUUAUUUGGAGAAUCUUAAACAAUUAGAUAUCUCAAAUAAUCCGUUAACAUGCGAUUGUAAAUUACUUUGGUUAUUAAAAUGGGCUGAAAAUACAUCGGUAAAAUUAAUGUCGAACCCAAAAUGCGCAUCGCCUGCAGCGAAUAAAGGAAUAUCGAUAAAAAAAUUAAAAAUUGGCGAACACAUUCAUUGUAAAUCCCCGGCACAAGGAAAUCGUGAAAUCCCCAUCGUUGAAAUAACCCCUAAUUAUAGCCAAAUCGUUUUUGAGGGAGAUUCAUUACGAUUAAAUUGUAAAGCUCCGAGUAGUUUAGAAAGUUACGAUAUACAUUUAUCGAAUUUAAAAGAUAAUAUUGAAUGGUUGUGGCUCGAUUUGAAUCCUCGAACGAUUUUCGAUGAUGUUUUAAUAGAAAAUAAAUAUUUAGAAGAUGUUGGAUUGAUUGAUAGCUCGUUGAUUAUAACGAAAUUGAAUCGAAAUCAUAGCGGAAUGUGGAAUUGCGAGUUAAUCUCGAAUAAGCAUCGAUCGAAAAGUGUUAAAAUUAUUGUUAUAUCAAAUGAAACAAAGUUUUGCUCAAGUAUUUUAACAAGUGACAACAAAGGAAGUUAUAUUUGGCCUAAAACUAUCGUAAAUAACACGGUUUCUUUGCCGUGUAAACAAACCCAUUUAUCACUGGAUAUUAAUUUACAAAAAGUGACUUAUUUUUGUGGGGAAAAUGGGAAAUGGAGUGAUUUAAACACAACGAUGUGUAGUUAUAUCUCGGAUACAACACGAAUUUUAGAACAAUUUUCUAAGUUUAGUUUAGCAAUGGGUAAAGGGGGGAUCAUCGAGAGUGCUAAACAUUUUAAAAAUUAUAUUUCUGACUUAAAUCAGUUAAAAGAUGUUGAAGAUUUGAUAUUUAUAAUCAGAACGAUUGAAAGUUAUUCUCAAUUUGUGCCGGAAGAGAACGAAUUGGGGCAAAUUUUAGUGGAAAUUGCAAGCAUGGUGAUGUUUUUGAACGAAACUUUUAUUUCGGAAACUUGUUCUCGAGAUAAUUCUUGUAAUAAGCUUAUUAAAUCAAUUGAAAAUAUCGCUCAAUUUACAACGACAUCGUCUCUUCAUAAAUCGAAUAUAGCUUUAGAGAUAUUUCCCGUUAAACCAACAACCUUCUCAGGAAUGACGUGCACUUGGUAUAUUACCCAUAAUAAUUUAAGGGAAAGAUUAUUUUAUUGCGCAACUACGAAUCAAAUCACUAAAAGUGUUACCCAUGAGAAAAUUGUUGAAGCCUCAAUUCAAGUACCAAUAUUAUUCUUUCAUCAAUUACGUAAUCGAGAGAUUUUACAAGAAACUUUAUCGCAUAAAAUUUUAAUUUCGAUGUUUGGGGACGCUAAAUUCUUUCCCAUUAAGAAUCAAAAUGAAAUUAUUGUUUCUGCUGUUGUUGGAAUUAAAUUAGAUGACGAAAAUCAAAUAGAAAAUUUGACAGACCCGAUUAACAUAAUGUUACGAACCCCAAAAU
This is a messenger RNA of Onthophagus taurus, 1504 nucleotides long. The record is from RefSeq and is a predicted model, not a curated record. Lineage: Eukaryota; Metazoa; Arthropoda; Insecta; Coleoptera; Scarabaeidae.